AUGCAUCCGCUUCCAGGCCCCCGAUGCAUCCGUCUUGUCGACGUCGAGCUCGGGCCAGAAGACGAGGCCGUGUCCAUAUCCAUCCAGGCUCACCAACUCGAGACGGCACCGCCAUAUGACGCUCUGUCGUACACCUGGGGUGAUCCUAGCUCCCCACUGGCCUUCCCGCCAGAGAUGUCGAUGGAAGAUUCCUACAUACUCUGCGACGGAAAGCCACUCGCUGUCAGGCCAAACCUCGCAAGCGCCCUCCGAGCCCUUCGCGCCCCCGCCUCCGCACCGGGCAGACUGGGAAUCCCCCGGCAGGCCUUGAUCUGGAUCGAUGCCAUCUGCAUCAACCAAGACGACCUGGCCGAGCGCGCCGCCCAGGUCGCCAUGAUGGGCGACGUUUACGGCCGGGCCGAGACGGUCAUCGUGUGGCUCGGCCCCGAGGACGCAACUACCGACGACGCCAUGCGGGUCCUGAAUCGGCUCUCAGCCGUCCCCGAGAGCGCGCUGGCCGCGGUGCGCGACAGCAGCCUGCCGCUCGACAUCCGCAACCCCGGCGUCUACAGCCGGCAGCUGGCCAUGGACCCGGUGCCCAUGCAUGAGUGGCUUGGCUGGAUCGCCUUUGUCGAGCGCAACUACUUUCGCCGCGCCUGGAUUAUCCAGGAGGUCGUCAAGGCGCGCCAGCUGGUCUUCCUCUGCGGCGCCCAUGUCUUUUCCUGGCACGUCUUCUCGGCCGCCUACUCCUUCCUGCACGACACGCGCUGGCUCCAAAUCCUGACCCCGUCCUAUCUCCUGACCUAUCUCGCCCCGAGCGAGAUCCCAGGUAGGUACCGGCGCUUCCUGGACCCGGACCGACAUACCGUCGAGGACUCGGCCAUGGUCGUCCGCUACGCACGCCAGUAUUUUGCUGAGGCUGGCAGGUCUAUCGCCCUGGUCGAGUGCCUGCGCCUGUUUCGCAGCAGCCUCUGCUCGGAUCCCAGAGACAAAGUCUUUUCCGUUCUCAGCAUCAUCGAUGAGAACUCGCCCGAGCUCGAGGCGUGCCCGGAUAUCCGUCGCGUCGACUACGAGGUUCCCGUCCCCGAGCUGUAUCUCGACGUCGCGUGGUCUAGCAUCCAGUCCUCGCAUGACCUGGCCAUCCUCAAGCACAAGGAACAGGAAGACGAGACUCGUGUCAAGGGUCUUCCGUCCUGGGUUCCGGACUGGUCGGCCCCGCACACCCAUACCCCUCUCGACUCUGACGACACUGCCGCCGCCUGGGACGCGUCUGCAGGGCUGCAUUUCCUGUUGCCGCCGGUGCAACGCAAUCGCCACCUGCCGGCUCGGGGCGUGCGGAUAGGCUCUGUCGCCGCACUGUCGGCCGGUUCCAGUUUUGCCAUCGAAUUUUGGGCUAGUCUCGCGCCGCUGGCGGCCGGCAUGGCUCCAAGCUAUCCAUCACGGUUUGAAGACAAAGACGCCCCUCAUGAUGAGUCCAGCCGAUUGGAGUUACUAUCGAGGACGCUGUGGCGGGACCAGAUAAACUCCUUGAAUCUCUCACCAACACAGGCCCACUCCCUGACACUCGGCUACAUUCUGUGGCAGCUGCAUCUCGGCUACGUGGAGGCCACGCUGGUCGACGACCAGAUUCUGCUGGAGCCCCGGCCUCGCGACGAGUGGGACUGGCAGCGCAGGGUCCGGGAGAACUCGGACGACUGGCCACCCAUGCCGCUGUUCCGCCCCCUGAUUGCGCUGCUCAGCACCGAGCCCCUCCUGUCGCCCGUCAAGCUCGACCUGGCACUGGCAUUUGCCGAAGAGCUGGCCGAGACGAACCAAGCCGAGGUUGUAAUCGACAGUAGCCAGACUGCAAAAGCCUCUGACCAUGGCGGCGAGCAUGGCGGCGAGCAUCACGCCAUGGCCGUCGUCUCUGGCGAGGAGCUGGCGCGGUACAUAAAUGUGGGGCUGGCCGACAGGCGAGUCGCCCGCAACGACGACCUGGGCAUGAGUCUGGUGCCGGAGUGUGCCCGCCCGGGCGACGAGAUAUGGGUGCUAGCCGGAGCGAAAACGCCCUAUAUUCUUCGGUCCAGCGAGGUUUCGGACCGUUACUCCGUGGUUGGAGAAGCGUUCGUGCACCACGUCAUGGCCGGGCAGGCGGCAGCGAGCGGAGAGGCGGUGCGAGAUCUCGUCCUCCAGUGA
Molecule: messenger RNA, 2154 nt
Organism: Lasiosphaeria miniovina
Lineage: Eukaryota; Fungi; Ascomycota; Sordariomycetes; Sordariales; Lasiosphaeriaceae
Product: heterokaryon incompatibility protein-domain-containing protein
Exons: 2
Coding region: 1-2154 (717 amino acids)
Source: RefSeq, a predicted model, not a curated record